CGAUGUUUCCCGGCCCCCGGCGAGGGGGACGCACGGCCCGAGGUGUUCGGGGCGGCGGGAGCGCGGUGCAGCCCCGGCCCGGCCCCGCUGCCCUCUCAGCCCGCGGGGUCCGCAGCCACUGCAGCCCGGCCCGGCCUUCCCGGGGCCGGGGGAGCUCCAGCGCCGGGGGCCGGUCCCUCCCGGUGCCCGGGGGCUGUGACAGCCGCUGUCACCCGUGAGCUCAUCCCUGUCCCAGGGAUUUGGGAACGGCUGCUGUCACGAUGCUGGGGCCAGAGCACACGGAGUGAGGCUGAGUCAGUGCCAGAAGGACCAAACACGAAUUCAUGCGUCUCUCAGCUUGCUUUUAAUGUCUUUCCUCUGGUUUUCCAGGAAGGGAACAACCUGCCUUAUCUGUCCUGCACGCCCGAGCACUGAUCAGUCACAGGAGGAGAGAGAUCUGCGCUGGGAGAGGCUGUGCAGGAGAAAAAUUCCCAGCUGCUUUUGCCACCGUGGUCUCUAAAGCUCCUGUGUUACAGUGUUCGUGGCUCUGCCUCUUCUCCCCUGGAAGAUGCUGGGAAGGAUCCUGUGCACGGUGUUGUUCGUGGGAGCCUUCCCAUCCCCAGCUGGAGCAUCUCAGGGCCACAUCUCUGUGGUCCUGCUGGGAGCCACAGGUGAUUUGGCCAAGAAGUACUUGUGGCAGGGUCUAUUCCAGCUCUACAUGGACCAAGUGAGCAGUGGCCACAGCUUCACAUUCCACGGGGCUGCCCUGGCAGCUCUGGAACCAGGGCAGAGGCUGAUGUUUGACGUGCUGAAGAAGCUGUCCUGUCCCCCCGACGAGGCUCCCAACAGGUGUGCAGUGCUCAAGGACCAGUUCCUGAAGCUGAGCCAGUACCACCAGCUAAAGACAGCUGAAAACUACACAGCUCUGAGCAGAGAGAUCGAGACCCUGCUGCACCAGGAGGGGCUGAAGGAGGCUGGGAGGAUCUUCUACUUCUCGGUGCCACCGUUUGCCUACACGGAGAUCGCCCGGCACAUCAACAGCAGCUGCCGCCCCCCUGCUGGAGCCUGGCUGCGAGUGGUGCUGGAAAAGCCCUUUGGCCACGACCUGGAGUCGGCCCAGCAGCUGGCUGCAGAGCUGGCAGGCUUCUUCAGGGAGGAGGAGAUGUACAGGGUGGACCAUUAUCUGGGCAAGCAGGCUGUGGCCCAUAUCCUGCCUUUUCGGGAUCAGAACCGACAGCUUCUGGACCCGAUUUGGAACCGACAUCACGUGGAAAGAGUGGAGGUUGUCUUGAAGGAGACUGUGGAUGCUAAAGGCCGCACCAGCUUCUAUGAGCAGUACGGGGUGAUCCGGGACGUGCUGCAGAACCACCUCACCGAGGCCCUCAUCUUCCUCAUCAUGGAGCUCCCUGCCAACGUCAGCAGUGCCCGGGACGUGGUGCAGCACAAGCUGCAGGCGUUGCAGUCCCUGUGGGGCCUGGAGAGGAGCAGUGCCGUGCUGGGGCAGUACCAGGCCUACAACAGCCAGGUGCAGGAGGAGCUGCAGGAGGAACAGGGCUACGUCAGCACCACACCAACCUUUGCAGGUGUGCUGAUCCGCAGCGACAGCCUGCGCUGGGAAGGGGUCCCGUUCCUCCUCACCUCCGGGAAGGCUCUGGACGAGCGGGUGGGUUACGCCCGUGUCCUCUUCAAGAACAGGGCCUACUGCACUCAGAGUGGCACCCUGAGGGACUCAGGGCACAGCCAGUGUAAACCCAAGCAGAUCAUCUUCUACUUCGGGCACGGCGCACUCAACACCCCUGCAGUGCUGGUGAGCAGGAACCUCUUCCAGCCUGUCAUGCCCAAACACAGCUGGAAAGAAGCAGAGGCUCGGUCAGACCUGCACAUCUUUGGGCAGCCGCUGUCUGAUUUCUACACCUACAGCCCUGUGAAAGAGAGAGACGCAUAUUCUGUCCUCAUCUCCAACAUCUACCACGGCAGGAAGGAUUUCUUCAUCACCACGGAGAACCUGCUGGCCUCCUGGGCCUUCUGGACCCCUCUGCUGGACAGCACCUCCCGCCAGUCCCCGCGCCUCUACCCCGGGGGCGUGGAGAACCAGCAGCUCCUGGACUUUGAAAUGGUGGGUGGGGGAGUGGCGUUCACCCUGGCAGAGCCAGCGCAGCUGCUGACCCCCAGCGGGCAGAUGCCAAGUGAUUUCAGGGCGAUCCAGUCCAAAUUCCGGCACAGUCCCCUGGUGUCGGCGUGGGCCGAGGACCUGAUUUCCCAGCUGGCGUCCGACAUGGAGGAGGCGGCGGUGAGGAGCGUGGCUCGCUGCGGGCAGUUCCACCUGGCCCUGUCGGGCGGCUCCAGCCCCACGGGGCUGUUCCAGCGCCUGGCCAGGCACCACUUGGGCUUCCCCUGGCGGCACACCCACGUGUGGCUGGUGGACGAGCGCUGCGUGCCCCUGACCGACGGCGAGUCCAACUUCCUGGGGCUGCACAGGCACCUCCUGCAGCACGUCAGGCUGCCCUACUUCAACAUCCACCCCAUGCCCGUGCACCUCAACCGGCGCCUCUGCGUGGAGGAGGACGGCGGCGCCGAGCUCUACGCCAAGGACAUCGUGGCCCUGGUGGCCAACGCCAGCUUCGACCUGGUGCUGCUGGGGGUGGGCACGGACGGGCACACGGCCUCGCUCUUCCCCCGCUCCGAAAACGGCCUGGAAGGGGCUCCCACCGUGGUGCUGACUGAGAGCCCUGUCAAGCCUCACCAGAGGAUGAGCCUCAGCCUGCCCCUCAUCAACAGGGCCAGGCAGGUGUUUGUGCUGGUUUUGGGCAAGGGCAAGCACGACAUCACCACCCUGCUCAGCAGAGUGGGCCGCGAGCCCAGGAAGUGGCCGAUCUCGGGUGUCAGCCCCAGCUCUGGCCAGCUGGUGUGGUAUGUGGAUUAUGAAGCUCUGCUGGGCUGAUGCAGUGUCCCUCCCCCCUUGUCUGUGUGGCCUUUACAGCCCGGAUUUUCCUGCACCAUGUCCGUGUUCCUCUGUUGCCGGCGGCAGCUUCAUCCCUGGCACCUCCAGCCCUCCUGGAGAUCCGUGGCCUGCAGCUCCUCUGACAUUUGAGCCUGGAGAGAGCUGGGCUCAGUGUCCAGAGCUCAGGAGGAGCCAAGAGCCCAGGGCACCAUUUCUGGCUCUGCUCUGGCUUCUGACUGAUAUGUUGGACAAGUGACCUCACCUUGAAGUGCCUCAGUUUCCCUGUCAGGCCUUUGUGCUUAUUGGCAUGUAACUACCUCAGGGGCACUACAGGAGACUCGUUACAUCAACUGCCUGCCAACCUCUUUGAAAUGGUAUGGAAUUCUCAGGCUAAAGGACAAUAACAGCACGUUCAUCCCCUGCCCUGCUCGGUGUGGCUGGGCCAGGGCUGUUGCUCAGUGCAGUGAAGGCUGUGUGCACAUGGAUGUGUGCACUCCCAGAGGAGUGGGGCAGCUCACAGAGCUGUCGUGUUCCAGCACUGCAAUAAUUACUGAGGGAAAUAAUUAAUUAUUAAUAAUUAAUAUUUAAUUGAGGGAAAAGCUUGGUGCUCACAGGAAUUGUUGGGUUUAGCUAGCAGAGAAAUCUUUCCUUUUUAAACAAAAAUGUCCAUGUUAACUUCAUUCCAGUUCUUUUGUAUUUGGUUUGAGGGAACAAGUUCUAGUGAAAAGCUGACCUACGAGAGAGUAACUAUAUUGUUAUGAAUAAUGGAGUUUAUUCCUGUCUGACAGGUGGCUGUGGCAUUGGAGUUUGCUUAUUUUUGCACUCUUGCUUGGUAAUGUGUGGCUGGAACCUCUUGAAAUAAAUAGAGGUUUAUUUGCACUUUUAAAUAAGUACAUGGGUUUUUUCCCAGGGAACUACUGUUCUUUGCAGCAGAAAAUAGGGUUUAUUUGUAAAGUGUCUAUCUAGUGGGUCACCCCAAAAUUUAUCCUAGGUUUUAUUAAAAUCCAUUAAAAGUUUCCACAUGUUUUCCUUUGGUGAAUGGAGCUGUCUGGCUUGUUUGGGAGGUUUGUAUUUUUAUUUUUUUCACACAGACAAUUCCUGUUAAACUCUUUAAUACUUAGCAUUUGGUAAAUGAAAACCGAAUCUUUUUGAAUAUACAAGAUUUAUGACUGGAGAGACUGGAUGGGAAGAAGGGUUAAAGGAGCAACAAAUCCAAUGAGGAGGAAUGGUAGCAAUCCACUGGGCUGUAGGCCAAGGAAGCAGGGCUAUUUUUAUUUUGUGAGAGUUAUUAAUAGAAGGCGUGCACCUACUUGAGAGCUUGUAUUAACCUUUCUUUGCAAAGGCAGCUCCAUGGAGUAACUUCUUACAGUCUGUUUUUCCCAAAAGUGAUUAUUGAUACCAAUUUUUAUUAAUUUUUUUCAUGUCAAGUGCAUUCCUACAAUUCAAUGGUGUGAUUAUUUAUAUGUUUUACAGAAAACUAACACUGGAAAUAACUCAUUUUUCACUUCAACUUUUAUAAAUGAAAUUGUAAAAUCUUUUUUUUUUCCCCAUGAGUAAAGUUUAAUGAUUCUUUUCAUGUUGUUUAAUGAAUGAAGAAUUAUAUUUAUAAAAAAUAGUUUUUAACGA
Parus major (Great Tit) is the source of this 4546-nucleotide messenger RNA. RefSeq names its product hexose-6-phosphate dehydrogenase/glucose 1-dehydrogenase (gene H6PD). Bases 548 to 2920 code for a protein of 790 amino acids. Gene Ontology annotation, molecular function: 6-phosphogluconolactonase activity; NADP binding; glucose-6-phosphate dehydrogenase activity. NCBI's taxonomy places the organism in Eukaryota, Metazoa, Chordata, Aves, Passeriformes, Paridae. The record is from RefSeq and is a predicted model, not a curated record. Gene Ontology annotation, biological process: pentose-phosphate shunt, oxidative branch; pentose-phosphate shunt; glucose metabolic process. Gene Ontology annotation, cellular component: endoplasmic reticulum. The transcript has 7 exons.